AUGCGACCUCUUGGGUUGGCGGCGUUUGACAAUGAACGGAGCCGUAAAAAGCAGUAUCAAUUAGUGGGCGACGCUUUGCUAGCCGGCAAUAUUGAGCAGAUGAACAGCCAGCUCGCAAAGUUCAAGCAAUUACUAGCCAACUUUGCUCUAGAACACGGUCGUCAAAUCCGUAGUGAGCCAUCAUUUAGAAACGAGUUUGCCAGAAUGUGCGCCGUAUUGGGCGUCGAUCCACUCAAUUACUCGACAAAAAACGACGGCGGGUCGGUUUGGUCUACUGUAUUUGCCAAGGACAUCAACGAUUUCUACUUUGGGCUGGCGGUGAGAAUUAUAGAAAAAUGCCGCGAAACCAGAGGCUCGAACGGUGGCAUCAUUGCAUUGGAUAAACUACUUUCCGAUUUGAACAAAGGUGCCGAGAACCCUAUUUCGCAGGACGAUAUAGUUCGAGCUGUCGAGUCCUUGAAGCCGUUUGGGCCCGGACUGCACAUUGAAAACCUCCACAAUGGCUCCACAGUACUUGUGAAUGUUCCCAAAGAGCUCAAUCGUGAUCAAACCAAUGUAUUGAGUGCAUGUGAAGCCUUAGGAUACGUGACCACGCCUAUUUUAGCCGAUAAUAUGGGCUGGGAUGCCGGCAGAGGACAGUAUGUUUUGGACGAAAUGGUCGCCUCUGGGCUGCUAUGGAUCGAUAAACAGGUCCAGCCAACCCAAUACUGGUCGCCUGCGGCCGUAAUGUGA
Wickerhamiella sorbophila is the source of this 732-nucleotide messenger RNA. RefSeq names its product Vacuolar-sorting protein dot2. NCBI's taxonomy places the organism in Eukaryota, Fungi, Ascomycota, Dipodascomycetes, Dipodascales, Trichomonascaceae. Gene Ontology annotation, cellular component: ESCRT II complex. The transcript has a single exon. The record is from RefSeq and is a predicted model, not a curated record. Bases 1 to 732 code for a protein of 243 amino acids. Gene Ontology annotation, biological process: protein transport to vacuole involved in ubiquitin-dependent protein catabolic process via the multivesicular body sorting pathway.